AUGCCUCACCCCAAAACUCAAAAACGCAUGCGUUCCAGCCUCCAGCACAAAAUGGAACGGCUAGAGAGAGAGCUACAAGAGCACUUCUGUGGUCGAUCGCGUCGCCUAGCGAUUCAGAAGGACAACACACGCCAGACACGCAUCCGAGAACAAAUACCACGCCCAGAGGGUCGUGCAGAUCGUCUUCAAGGUGGAUUCUCCCUGACCGAGGUGAUGGGGAUUACGAAGGAUGAGAUGAAUCUUGUACGAGAAUCUGUUCGAUCCUCUUUGCACGCAAAUCUCAGGGGAUCAUUCAAGAAUGGUACAGUGAAGUACAACUCCAUUGACCUUGAAGUGCUUGGGUUGAUCAGAAAUGACAUCGUCAAAGAACAUCCAUGGAUUAAAUCAAACUAUGAAGGGACCUGGCCUAUUCAGGCACUAAUCAAAACAGCGAUAGAGAACCGCAAGAGAGUCAUUCGACGAAAUGGGCGGAAAAAAGGCAAUACAAUUCCUCUGCCUGCCGAUAACCUCUGA
Messenger RNA from Cantharellus anzutake, 513 nucleotides. RefSeq lists its product as uncharacterized. NCBI's taxonomy places the organism in Eukaryota, Fungi, Basidiomycota, Agaricomycetes, Cantharellales, Hydnaceae. The record is from RefSeq and is a predicted model, not a curated record. The coding region runs from base 1 to 513 and encodes 170 amino acids. The transcript is spliced from 5 exons.